CAACAGUAAUUACCAUUUUUUUAAGUGACAACUUAGCAAUUCUUCCUCGACAUUGGGCUCUUGAGUGCGCUGCUUGGUGCCAGCCUAGUUAAAACUUUUUAACUAGCAAACUAAUGGUUAUGCAUCUACAAAAUAAUUGUUUCCAUUGUAAAAUAUGGCUCUGGUAUAGAUGCUUGAUAAUACAGUAAUUAUUCUCUCUUCUUAAGUAUUCGUGUAAGCAUCUUUGCAUUGUAUGAUGCCCUUACUAGUCUGCGUAGAUUUAGGGGUAAAAUCGAAAAUCCACAAAACAGAGGGACUUGAGCGUUGAGGUUUCCUCUGUCUCUCUCUCUUUUCUUCCGCCGCCGGCGACGGUACACAGCCAGUCCUCCUUCCACCGGGAUAUUCUCUCGUCGAGAGGCGUCGCCCUCCUCCUCUCCCGCGCCCUCACCUGGCACUGGACCAGGAUCGGUUUCUUCUUUUUCUGUUAAUUAACCCUAGCUCGCAUGACGGAUUGUUCUAGGAGCUCGAUUUGCUCUGAGGACUGAGUAAUUUGGUUCUUCUUCUUCGUCGAGAAAGAUCAAUCUACUCAAUGCGCGGGUCAAGUUUAUUUUUUUUAAAUGGGGUUCAAUUGAACCCCCAUGCCCCACGUUACGCCCGCCCCUUUUCGUGUCUGUGCCUCGAUUUUAGCUUGCUUCGUGUUCUUGGUGGUUUCGGUCGAUCUGGUUCUGUCUCGUGUGCUAGAUUCUUUAGCGCGACGCCUGCUACCAAGUACCAAAUGCCCAACUCAUUAUCACAACAGAACCUGUUUCCUUAAAUUCAGGGCACACUUUACCCAAUCACAUGCCAAUUGCUGCCAUAAAAUUUGCAUCUUGAUGCCCUACAUACUACUAGACGGCAGAAGAAUUUCUGAACCUUUCUUUGAUGGUAGACAAGUAGCUUCAGUUGUUGAUCAAUUACUGUAUGCAUCUUUGCCGGGGCUGUAGUGGCUUUUUUCUGGGUUUGUAUGGUAUCAUGUUUAGUACACUUCUCAUUUGCCGUGGAGGCCAUGCCGUAAUGCGUUGCUUAAUAUAUCUGCGUGAAGAAUACCUGUUGUUUGUUUCUGGUGUCAUGGAGCUUGCACCGCAUGUUCUUAAAAUCAUUCAAAAAAUUUCUUUUCCAGGAGAUCGAAGCAAUUUGAUUAUGAGUAGCAUAGGAACUGGUUAUGAUCUGUCCGUCACCACCUUCUCUCCAGAUGGACGUGCCUUCCAGGUUGAAUAUACAGGCAAGGCUGUCGACAACGGCGGGACUAUUGUUGGGAUCAAAUGCAAAGAUGGGAUUGUCCUGGGUGUGGUGAAGCUGGUAACAUCAAAGAUGAUACUGGAGGGGUCCAAUCGGAGAAUUCAUUCGGUGCACCGGAACUCCGGCUUGGUUUUUGCUGGUUUAGCAGCAGAUGGUAGGCAGAUAGUCUCAAGAGCAAAAUCAGAAGAAGCCAAUUAUGAAAAAUGGGAAUUGGUGUACGGACAAACCAUGCCUGUAAAGGAGUUGGCUGAUCGUGUAGCCAGCUAUGUACAUCCAGGUACACUCUAUUGGUGGCUCAGGCCUUUUGGUUGUGGAGUUAUUCUUGGAGGUUACGAUAGGGAUGGGCCACAGCUCUACAUAAUCGAACCUUCAGGCCUCUCCUAUAAAUACUUUGGAGUUGCACUGGGGAAAGGAAAACAGGCUGCUAAAACGGAGAUAGAGAACUUGAAGCUUUCUGAGCUAACCUGCAUGGAAGGCAUUGUUGAGGUUGCAAAGAUAAUCUAUGGAAUACAUGACGAAGUGGAAGACAAAGCUUUUGAACUGGAACUGAGCUGGGUGUGCAAUGAAUCAAACCGUCAGCACCAGAAGGUCCCGGCAGAUCUUCUGGAGCAGGCGAAAGCAGAAGCGCAGGCAGCGCUGGAGGAGAUGGACGCCGACUAAUUGACAAUCCAGCAGACUAUGGCCCGGCAUUCUUUUCAUUAUCUGGAUCGCUCGGCCUUGCGCGCGGAGAACACCGGAAACCUCUUCGUGCGCCGCGCCCUUUUUCACCAGCCCCGCUGUGCGCACGGAGCACGACGCGGUGGUCACAAAAACCUGAGGUCACGCGAGGCGAGGCGACGGGGAACUCGGCCCGGCACCAUGGACGACGUUCCGUUGCCCAGUUCCUUCGUCCAGGUUAGGACAAGGAGUCAUAUUCCUAUUUUAUUUAGAUAGGCUGCUUUACCUAUUUUUUAGGUCUCCAUGGAAAGACGGUCUUCGAGCUAUGUUGAAGAGUCGGAGUCGGAGACGAAGAAGUCUUUUGUGGUUUCACUCUCCUCUAAUAGGACCAGGGCGGCAUGAUGGAUUGUUAGAGCAUGUGCAAUGGAUAUUUAGAGGAGGUGCUUAAAGAAAAAAAUAAAUAUUUUUUUCUUAACUGUAGUGAUACAUGUGCUUAGCAGAAGGGUAAUAUGUUUAUUUUAGCACUGUUACUUAUAUUAGUGUUAAUAAGAUAGUUGAUUUUAUUUAAGUAAUUGUAGUUUUUGUUUUUACUGAAAAUUAUAAUUUUAUGUAGAUGUAUAUUCUUUUCUUAAGUAUCAGCUAUAAACAUAU
Messenger RNA from Phragmites australis (common reed), 2565 nucleotides. Its product is annotated as proteasome subunit alpha type-3-like. Gene Ontology annotation, cellular component: proteasome core complex; proteasome core complex, alpha-subunit complex; nucleus. Gene Ontology annotation, biological process: ubiquitin-dependent protein catabolic process. The transcript has 10 exons. The record is from RefSeq and is a predicted model, not a curated record. Bases 940 to 1917 code for a protein of 325 amino acids. Lineage: Eukaryota; Viridiplantae; Streptophyta; Magnoliopsida; Poales; Poaceae.